UCUGCUGAACGACUUUGAGCAACUGGGCGGCGGACAGGAAGUGAUGUCAUUGUUCAGGAAGCUGCGCUGCAUCCUGGGAGAUCGGACGGACCUGCUGCGAGACUUCGCCGCCUUCCUGCACCCGGAGCAGGCGCUGCAGUGUGGACUGUUUGAGGAGCAGCAGGCGUUCGAGCGUAGCCGGCGGUUCCUGCGCCAGCUGGAGAUCAGUUUUGGAGAUAAUCCUGCUCAUUAUCAGAAGAUCAUCAAAACUCUGCAGACCGGUCCGGACCUGAGUCCAAACAGCAUCACAGAGCUGAAGGCUCAGAUGUCGGCGCUGCUGAAAGGCCACACCCACCUUCAGACUGAAUUCUGGGUGUUUUUCGACGAGCUCCGCCCCCCUCCGGCCCGCCCAGGACAGUUUGAAGAAGCUCAUUGGCCGGAGGACGGAGGGGGCGGAUCGGAUGGCGGGGAGGGCGGUGGCCUUGUGUUGGGGGGCGGGGCCAGCUGCGGCUUCGAGGAAGUGACGCUCCCAGAGCUGGAGGAGGAAGAGGAGGGGCUUAAGAUCCAACCAAUGACGAGCAGGCGCCAGAGGAGGAAGAUGGACGCCCACAGGAACUACAAGGACUGUGAUUGGUCGGAUGAGGCAAAAAUCAGCAGACACAGGAGGAAAGGAUGCUCUCACUGCCAUGGCAACAAGACCUCAGGCGCCGUGUCCAGAGCCAUGAAGAGUCUGGACCCACUGUACUCUCA
Molecule: messenger RNA, 729 nt
Organism: Etheostoma spectabile (orangethroat darter)
Lineage: Eukaryota; Metazoa; Chordata; Actinopteri; Perciformes; Percidae
Product: GON-4-like protein
Biological process (GO): regulation of DNA-templated transcription
Cellular component (GO): nucleus
Molecular function (GO): transcription coregulator activity
Source: RefSeq, a predicted model, not a curated record